CUCUCUCUGCUCUCGCCCCUGCCUCCUCUGUUAUUCUCUCUCUUUGCCCUUGCCCUGCCUCUUCUCUCUCUGGACAGUGGUAUACCAAUCUGUGGGGUUUUGCCUCUUUCAGGUAUAAUGUCUUUGUAACAUGAUUAGCUGUGAAAUUACUACACAACCUUCAACUAGAGUUGCCCAUACAAAGGAUCAGUUACAUCGCCUCUUUCUAUAGCUGGGGAUGACGGGCCCAACUAUUAUGGCUAUCGCAUUGAGCUUUGAUCUGGGAAAGUACCAGCAUAAUCUGAUAGCCGAUGAUAUUUGGCAACUCAAAGGGGUGUCCAUUGUCUGUUCAUGAUUUGGACAAUGGAGAUCAAUUGUAGCGAGGCCCGUAGAGACACUCAUCCAGCUAGAGUUGAUCCCCUCCUUCCAUCAUCAGGGUCUGGAAGCAGGUGGUGGCUGCCCUUCUGGAGUACCUUAUACCAUACUACAUUGUUUAUGGUGCAGUUUUCAAUAUGACUUGUCGUCGAGUACUCACUGGAUAGUGCGUCCAAGAAGAUGAGCCUGCUUUGCUUUAUGUUUGCAUGCAUGCUGGUUACCAUUUCAGGUGUCAAAGUCUGGUUUUGUGGAGGUGGAGAUGCUUAUGAGCAUUGAAAGAUAUUUUCAUGUGAUGCACAUCAGCCCCAAACAAUUCUUUUACAAUCUGAUAAACAUACAAAGACUGUCAUGCCAAAACGAAGAGCCAAAAGGACCACAAAAGAACCUCCUGCCUCUCUUGAGAGCAAACAUGAAACCCUAGCUGAAAAUCAGCUGUGUUCUACAUUUAGUGAACAAGAAGUUGAACGCCGAGCUGCUGCAAUCCGUGCCAUUGGCAAUGGAGAGAUUGAAUACACGCUGAGCCAUUUGCAUAAUUUGCGCUCAUUCUUUGCAAAGGAGCAGCUUGAGACCCCAUUUGUACAAUUUAUAGAGGAAAAGUGCCCUAAUAUUGUGGUUGUCAAGCACGAUGAGUGUGGAGAAUGCCUACUACACUGGAAAGCUUUGGACUGCAACCCAUCACUUAGUGUCACCGAGGAAAGAGCAAUGCUUCCUCUAUUGGGACCCUGUGGUUCUGUAGGGCAACAAGGCUUCUUGGCAUAUAAUAAUAAUUGUGGUCCUUUGCCUCCUUUUUGUGGCUUCCCAUUUUCAGUGGCAGAGAACAUGAUGAAGACUGCUAGUGCGCAGAUCCCGGAUUUUGGUUUUCAGAAUCAUGAGAGGCAAAUUCGAGGAAUCCAAGAUUCUUUUGAAACUCCUGGGGUCUCUGCUCAGAGGCUAUCUAUUGGUAUGACCCCCAAAACCUUGAGACUGCCAAAGCCUGGCGAAAUGCUGCUGUCCAUUCAUGGCUCACCUCUUGGAGUAUUUCCAAAUGAAAAUAUGGAAGCCAUUGAUGAAUCUCAGGAGUCCUAAACUUUCUUCUGAUCCUAUGAAGUAUCAGGUGUUCACUAUUGAAUAUAUAAAAACCAGAUUUGUGCGGGGUUCUCUUAUUACUUGCACUGGGAAAAUGCUAAGGUGAUCCAGUCAUUUCAUUUUGUUAUUCCAUUUUUUGUUUGCCCUUUAAGAAUUUUAGCUUAAAGUGGUAAAAUUAGAACAAGUUCAGAGCCUAAAAGCUUUGUUGCAAUCGCUUUUGACUUCUAUAUUAUAACAGCAAGAAAGCUAGUAUUGUGCAGCUUAUUAAUGGCUUUUAA
Messenger RNA from Amborella trichopoda, 1697 nucleotides. The record is from RefSeq and is a predicted model, not a curated record. Lineage: Eukaryota; Viridiplantae; Streptophyta; Magnoliopsida; Amborellales; Amborellaceae.